CUUCGGUGAUCACUCCUUGACCAUGGCGACGUCUGUCACGUUACUACUUUUUGCUGCGGUUAUUCAUCAAGUGAAUUUGCAACUAGUGUGUUACCAGUGUGUGGACUGUGAUGUAAAUCCCCCAGUGGCUGUAGUGUGUGCAGAUAAUUAUCCCACAUCAGCCACACCUACUCUCCCAACAAGUCCUGAUACUACGAUGUCGAUUGAUAUUACGCCAACGUUGCCAACCAGUCCUGAUCCCACAUGUGCUACAUGUGGCCCUGAGGAAGAAACGACUCCAGAGCUUACGCCAACUUUACCUACAAGCCCAGAACCUACGUGUGCAACAUGUGCUCCGGAAACUAACACAACUCCCGAGUUUACACCCACGUUACCAACUAGCCCAGAGUUAACGACGGCGGAGCCUACACCAACUUUACCUACCAGUCCGGAACCUACUUGUGCUACUUGUUCUCCAGAAACUGACACAACUCCCGAGUUUACACCCACGUUGCCAACUAGCCCAGAUUUAACGACGGCGGAGCCUACACCAACUUUACCUACCAGCCCAGAACCUACUUGUGCUACAUGUGCUCCGGAAACUGACACAACUCCCGAGUUUACACCCACGUUACCAACGAGUCCAGAUUUAACGACCUCGGAACCUACUCCAACUUUACCUACAACUAUUGAACCUACGUGUGCUACAUGCGCACCUGAGACGGAUACUACUCCCGAGCUUACGCCCACAUUGCCAACUACCCCGGAACCAACGUGUCCAACCUGUGGCCCAGAAACCGAUACCACUCCACAGUUUACUCCAACUUUACCUACCGGUCCAGAGCUUACAACGGCAGAGCCUACGCAGGAAUCCAGUACUGAUCAAAUAUGUCCAACAUGUGCACCAAUAACCAACACACCGGAAUUAACGCCCACACUACCAACCAGUCCGGAUACGACAUGCGCUACGUGUGUCACAACAUUAAACACGGUCACUCCACCAAUAACAAGUCUCACAGAUUCAACGAUUAUAACACCACCGCUUACCAGCACUGCUGGUCCAACGUCAUCCCAGAUUACCACCAUUUGGCCAACGAUUACCACCGCUGAGGGUCCGACGUCAUCUCAGAUUACUACCAUUUGGCCAACUUGGCCUUCGGACAGCUGGCCAACCCCAACGCUUACGACCGCUGAGGGUCCGACGUCUUCUCAGAUUACGACCAUUUGGCCAACUUGGCCAUCGGACAGUUCAACGUCGGAAAGCUGGCCAACUCCAACGCUUACCACCGCUGAGGGUCCUACAUCUUCUCAGAUUACGACCAUUUGGCCAACUUGGCCAUCGGACAGUUGGCCUACACCAUCUCUAACAACCCAGGAUUCCUCCUGGCCCACGGCAAGUCUCACUAGCGAGACGGGAACGCUUCCAACUAUAAUGACCACAUUUGCCGCUGACAAAAAACACCUCCCUAUGCCGGUCUACAUAUGUUUCUCGACGGAACAAAUCGUUAAUAACCGUCUAACAACGAAUAGAGGCUGUAGUAUACGUGGGGAAUCAGCAGCAGAGACUUGUACAGCUAUUAAUAACAACCAGCAGUACGAGCGGUGCUCCUUGUGUUCCUGGAGUCUUUCAAGCAAUGCGCAACUCCUCUGCUUCUACUGUGACGAUUGUGAAAGCAGUUCAGUGGCAGUGGAGGCUUGUGGUUUGAACAGUCCCAUUAUAACUACAAAUGUACCCGAGGAAUCAACUACAGCAACUUCUCCAAUGACUUCAACAACACAGCCACCAGUCACAACAGCGAUUACAUCUGAUGGGCCCAUUUUGACUCCACCAACUUUUCCGACCCAGACCAGCCUAGGGGGUGGUAUGGUUACACCCCCAAUAACACCAAUGUGGGCUUUCGAAAAGCAAAGAGGUCGCCUGGUCAUUUCCCUUCCACCACCUGACCAAACUCCAUAUGUAUGUUCGAUGGUAAAAUUCACUGCAUCCUACGCUCAACUGCUAUGCUACCACUGUGAGGAUUGUGAUUACGAUUUACCUGCAAUAGAACCAUGUGGACUCGCUAAUACGAUUCUAACGCCACCGGAUUGGGAUCUAACAACGAGCUCAGACGGUGCAGGAUCCAACAAUCCCAUACUGACUCCACCCACUAUCCCAGGAGUUGAUGAUAGUGACAGCGCAAAUCCGGGGAAUCCAAUUCUCACGCCACCGAACAUUGGCGACGGUGGAAGCAGCACAGCAAAUCCCGAUGGUCCCAUUCUAACGCCACCAAAUAAUGGAGAUGAUGGCAGUAAUACCGGUAAUCCCGGCGAUCCUAUUCUUACACCACCGAACAAUGGAGGCGGCGACAGUAGCUCAUCUAAUCCCGAUGGUCCCAUUCUAACACCACCGAACAAUGGAGGUAACGAAAUUAGCACCGCUAAUCCCGGCGAUCCUAUUCUUACGCCGCCCUCGAUUCCUGGAAAUGGAGGUAAUGGCGAGACAACUGUAGGCGGUAACGAGGGCACUUUACCUACUGUACCCAUUACUAGCUCAGCUGUCAAUAAAAUUGAAAGUGUCGAUGAUCAACAGUACGUUUGUCUAAGAAUUGAUUCAAUCGUCAAUGGCCGAAACGUAGUUCGUCGUGGCUGCACUCAGCUUGGUUCAACCAUGGACGAAACAUGCAGUAGAGUUUCUUCAGGUUCUCAUAAGCAUUGUGCCAUUUGCAAGACGCAUUUGUGUAACUCGGGAGUCUGAAAAGCUACUGGCUGCUUCGUGAAAUCUUGUAUUGUAACCAAACUUUUCAAACCUUGAUUUACAGCAUUCAAUUUUGUAGUACUAUGGGAAUGAUUCUAAAAAUGAGCCUGUUUGAAGUGCUCAAAAUUCAAAAUCGUUAUUUUCUGGAAUAGUCGGUAUAUGUAAGCUAAAG
Molecule: messenger RNA, 2885 nt
Organism: Malaya genurostris
Lineage: Eukaryota; Metazoa; Arthropoda; Insecta; Diptera; Culicidae
Product: mucin-2-like
Exons: 6
Coding region: 23-2713 (896 amino acids)
Source: RefSeq, a predicted model, not a curated record